GCAGACAGCUACCAGUACCAGCUGCAAUCGAUGUGGCAGAAGUGUUGGAACACGAACCAAUCGCUGGUGCACAACCUGCGUUUUCGAGAACGAGGGCCCUUGAAGUCCUGGCGACCGGAAACGAUGGCCGAGGCGAUCUUCAGCGUGCUGAAAGAGGGCCUGUCGCUUUCACAGGCCGCCAGAAAGUACGACAUACCGUACCCGACGUUCGUGUUGUAUGCCAAUAGGGUGCAUAAUAUGUUGGGGCCUUCCGCCGAUGGGGGAUCAGAUUUGAGGCCCAAGGGCAGGGGUCGACCUCAAAGGAUAUUGCUAGGUGUAUGGCCAGACGAACACAUCAGAGGAGUGAUCAGAGCUGUGGUAUUUAGGGAUUCGCAUCAGAUCAAGGAAGAACCGCAUUUGACUACUUAUCCAAGACUACAUGAUGGCGUGAGCAUGCAGAACUACCACUCGUCAACGCCAACGUCGGUGGGCAGCGGUAGCCUUCCCAGUGCCGGCGGCGCUACAGGCGGCCCCUUGGGCGGCCCGGGCGGACCUUGCAGCAACGGGGGCGGCCAAGACGUGAACAGCGUCUCGCCGGGGGCGGCCGCAGCAGCUGCAGUGGCGGCGGUUGCGCAGGGUCUCAGGCAGCAGAUGUGCAGCAUGGUAGCUGCGGCGCAUUCACACUCGUCCAGUCAUGAUACGAAUCCGGUGGCUAGUUUGGUUAAUUCGCUGGCACUGGCCGGGCAUUGCGGUGGUGGUAUGUCAGUCCCUAGUAACGGCGCCCCGCCAAUGAGUAUGAGUCACAUUUCUUCCAUGAGGAGUAUAGGCAGCCCUGCGGGCAGUAUACAGGAUCUCAGAAUCAGUCCCGCGGAAUCUGCACUGGAUAGCCCCAUUUCUUCGCCAUUAGGAUUAACUGUAUCUAGUUCAAUGGAGCCUGCGAUCAACAUGAACAUAGGCGCAGCGAUGGACGUAUCAUCAAUAGGUGUGUCUGGAAUGACCUACAAACCUGUAUCGAGGACAUUCGCCUCUCCGCGACCUGAGAACCUCUUCCAGGAGGACAUUGACGACCUCAUGAAGGCCAGUAUGCGAGUGGGAGGUCAGAAGGACGGACAGGGACAGCAUAAUACUGGACAGCAACAGGCGCAGCAAGGGCAACAAAUCCAGUCACCUCCCGUGAGCGCUGCUCACCAGCAACCCCCCACCAUCAAAAUGGAACCGGUUGGUGACUGCAGAGGAGAAUGAGCCCAAAACCAGGAAGGCCAGCCCACGCAGUCCACUCCACAAGUCGAAGACUGCCCUCCCUGUCCCGUGAUGACGUCAUCGGUUCAGGCGUGUGAUAGUUAAAAUGGCGGCCCCUAACCGCCACCAAGAUGUGUACGUAGAUUAUUAUUAUGGAAACCGUAUGUAGAGGAGGUGAUGUAGCUACAAGCGGAAAUGUGCGGAAAGAGCGAAUGAUCAAGUUGUGAAAAUAUAUACGUGGGUCUGAGGUAAGCAGAGGUACAUACAUCCUGGGAACAUCCAGGAAUAUUAUUUCUCGAUACUGAUUUCUGAGCUCGUUUACUUUUAAUGGUGAUCAAAACAACGAAAAGAGGAGGUAUCUCGUAUUCAGCUAUGCAGCUAUUCGACAUAAUCAAGUAAGAAUAUAAUAUUUAUAUAUUUCACACAUGAAAACAUGACAACAAAUAAUAGACUAUUUAGAGGCACUAAAAAUACACCAUAUCGUCAAGUGACAGAGGUAUGUCUCGCCCUACUUGGUACUUGAGCACUGACGCUUUUACUCGUAUGUAAGUUGUUUUGCAGAAACUAAUUAAACUUCUGGUAUACACUGAUCCAAUAGAUAUAGCUGCUAAUCAUUGGUUAACGUAUUCUGCCAAGAAAGUAGCUAAUGAUAUAUUCCCGCGUCAGAAAAAUUACCAAAAAAAGAAAUACCGUAGCACCAUAUAUGAGAUUAUGUCAAUGUUGUUGCUCUAUUUACUAUAGGUAACGAAAAAGUUGGUGAUAUAGAGACACAGCUGACAUUCUCAUAUAUUAUGACGCUAUGGUACCUGAUCUUGGAUAAGUUUUCGGACGCGGGAAUACAGCAUUAGAUUAUCUAUCUUCAUACGUUAAUCAACGCUUCUAAUGAUCAUGACGACAUUUAAAGUCGGUUAUGGAUUGAAUAUAUUCUCAAUAUUUGGUGAAAAAAUUCUUAUAUGCUACUGAAUGUCAAUUCAUUAUUGCUAAAAGACUUCAGAAUGUAGUGGAAUAUCUUAGAAAAUUUUUAUUGCUAAUACCUGGUUCUUAAAUUCAUGCCAUAUAGAGUUAUCUCAUUUUGACAAAAAAAAAGUCCUAUGAGCGAUCAAUUUUGAAAUUAAAAUGAUUUGUGUUCCCAAAAUUGUAUGUACCUAUUACCUAUCUCAAUUCCAACAUUGUUAUUAAAAAAUCUAGCUAGUAAACUAUAUAUUUUGGACGAUUUAUAUACGAUUUUAAUUUAUCUAAGGAAAAGCCAAAGUUUUCGGCCAGUUCUCUAUAUAAAAAAGACAAGACUGUUGCGUACAAUGUGUAUACUAUACUGUUGAUCUAAAUUCGAAAUUAGCUCUAAAAAUUUAUAAUCUAUAUAGUAUAAAACUGAGCUACCAAACGAACAAAAUAAGAAUAAGAACUGUAUGAAAGAAAUAACCAUUCGCAAAUUAUCACAGAGUGAUGAGCCCGAGGUUCUUGUUCAGGUAUUUGUGAUACAAAAAGUUGGAUAAAGACAUCAAAAUUCAGACUGAGUGUACUAAAAUAGAUUGCAUUAUUGCAAGAUGCCCAAGAAAAUUUGGGAGCUGAUUUAGCACGUAAAAGUAUGAAAAAAGUUCAUACACACAUGUUUAGCGAAAAAUCGUUUUUUCAAAACUAUUUUGAUUGCAAAGUUUCGUUUUAUGCCAGCUAUUUUAUAAUAAUCAGAAUGACGUGCUGGUUAAUAAAAAAAAUAUUACUUUUUUGGAAAAAAGCAGGAGUUCUUUUUUGCUAAACAUAGAGAUUUUCUGCCAAGAACGCAAUUGUUGCAAGUGGUGCACUGACUUAGGGAUAAACGCCAUUCUAAGAAGCUAUUUAUAGAAGCUCUGGAUCUUUAUUUUGAUGUAACGUAUUCAGCGCCUCAACAGAACAUAAGAGCGAAUCACCCUGUAUAAAAAAUAGAUAAAGGUCAAUCUACAUUCCCCACGUUCGCUUUUCGACAAUCCUCCGUGAUUUUAUGGGAUUCGAUGAGUACUCUAGAUAUAAACUGUUCAUAUCCUGUUGAUACCAUAAAUCAUAUAUACACGAUGUCUCAAUAUAUUUCCACUUCAGAACAUCACUGCUAUUCUAAAAUACGUGACAUAUGCAUCGAGGCAGCACCUAUCUGAAACUCAGAUACCCUAGGUUGAAACCUCAUGAGUUGGUCUGAAAAAUGCAUAGGUGUCCUUGUAGAAUCUGUGUCAUUAAAGCAAAAUAUACGAUAUGUAUCAAGUUUGUGGAUCAAAAUGUAUUGAGACGGUUUGUAUAUCCGUUAAUAGAUAUUUUGUGCUGUACAAUGGUGUGAAACUGACUUUGGUGCAUUUUCGAUUUACUGGUAUUUCAAAAUUAGUUAUUUUUGUCUUUUCAAAAAAUAUAACCUAUUCUUUAUUUAAGAUUUUCAGUUCUAUUUUAACAACGACGAUAUUAUACGUGAAAUGUUCUGCAUAAAUGUUCAUUGAAAGAUUAACAAGUAAAUGGAUAUGACUUGUUUUCAUCAAACAUUGAAUGUUUAUAAUGCGGUGCAAAUGAUAUUAUUUUAAUAGAGCAGAAAAUUCGCCAAUAUCUGACGCCUUCAAUUUGUUGCUUUAAUAUUCAAUUGAUUGCAGAAUCAUUAAUAUAUAUUCAGUUUAUGGAUGGUCUAUCAUUGAUUACACAAUAUCAAAUAUGUAAUAGCACAAGGCCACAAAAAACGCGGGAUACCAGCACCAGUUUUACUAUAAUUUUUCUUGUAUUUUUGUCCGCUGAACUCGAAUUUGAAGUCGAUUGACAAAUAUGAAAGUAACUUCAUCAACAUUAUGUUUUAUUUAUACUGGUCGUAGUUGCAAAGACCUGCUGGAUGUUACAAAGAGAAACAAACAAAAAAAUGACAUCAAGUAAGUUGAGUCUGCAAUACCCAUGCAACGCCGUCAUCAGUUCUUCAAGAAUUACGGUCAGCACAAGGUAGACCCUGAAAAAAGUUAGUAACGAACAUGUAUAACAAUGAAAUUGAACGGAUUGAGUUAGUCAAACAGGCCCACACAUUCUUCCCCUGCCCGUGGCAGUAAGACCAGAACACCUACCAAGACCGGCACGUUAGCCUGUGAUCCUACACUGCAGAAGCAGGAACUCGUAUCGGAAACAUUUCUCUAUCAUCCCAGGGUUUAAGGGCAAAUGCACGGGCAAAUGAUGAUGAUGAUCAAUAUGUCUAAUCCAAAAAAUAUAUCUAAUUUUCGAAAUUUUUUACUCCGUCGCCUGUAGGAUCAUUUGAAGACAAACGUAGCACUAAAUGACGAACAAUAUAAGGGUAUCGUCAUAUAAAAAAAUCCCUGGAUCAUAGGUUUUCUCUAAACUUUGUCAAUCGACUCUCAACUCUGACUUGAAAUUCAUGUUCAGCGGGAAAAAGUACAUGAGAAGAAUAUAGUGGGACACUUACCACUUUCUUGUGGACCUGUGUAAUAUUCCGAAUGAUAAGAAGGUAAUCCCAAAAAUACAAUUACACAUCAUUAUAUAGCUUAGAGAUUGGUCUGUUUUUCUGCAUUUUUUGUAAAAGCUAUAGCGGUUUUUGUAUGAUCAUGACAUACCACCUAGCCGCAUGUUCUUGAGGAAUGAAUCUGAAUAUCCUAUUUCUAUUUCGAUUUCAAAAAUGCAUCAAAGAAGUCUCAUAGAUUGUUGAAUACUGUACAAAAAUCCGUGGUUAGUUCUUAUUUCGUGAGAUGAUAAUAUACCCGAUUACCAAUUAAGUAGAGUACAUACAUACCUAUAUAGCGUCUUAGCAGUUCUGUGGAAAAUGAUUUAAUUUUUGGUGCAAUAAUCCAUCAUGUUAUAUAGAGAGUUAAUAACGUUCCUGACCAAAGUUCAAAGUAUGAUUCGUUGGGCGACUAUAAGACGAAAGGAGUGUUCGUAUAAACAUACAGGGUGCUUCUCAUUGGAAGUUAUGAAAUGAUGCUUUAGGAUUUGUCCAUGCCUAUUCCAUGGCGACCUUGAAUUUGGCAUUGAUCAUAACCUUGAAGGACAAAUCAGGAUCAAGACGAUUGUUUGUUUGGAACCCUAUACUUUUCACCCCAGAAAACGGAUAAAGCAGAAGAUUCUUAGGUGAAAAUCAUUUUGAUCCUGAAGGUCCUUGGCCAAGGUCACCAUAAGAAAAACCCUCAUUUGAAAAUAUUUCAGAGAUAUUUCUAAAGCUGAUGCAAUAAGGACUCAAAACAGCAGGAGAUUCAAUUUUUAUUUGGCUUCCACUGAUAACCUUGAAUUUUACCAUGACUUUCAGUUCAGGUUCAAAAUAAUUUCCACGCUAAGGUAGGUCUCAAAGUAAAAAUUUCUACUCUACUAUUUCCACGAUCAAAAAGAAUUGGCGUUGAUUUGACCUUUAAUGCCAUGGUCUAGAUCAGUUUCAGGGUUAACACUGAUUAGCCUGGACAAAAUUCAAUCCUCUACUCCCUUCAAGUCUCUCUUAUGCUUAAUAUUUUUUCCUCAGAAGCAUUCCUGAAAUUUCAUCAAACGAAGAUGUUUUUGCAAGAAUCUUAACCAGGAUGCCCAAGGUCAAAAUAAUGUUUACUUAAGAUCAUGUCUGAAGGUGAAAUUUUUCGCUCUGUGCAUUGCCGAAGCAGAAAGUAUAGGGUAAAGCCAUCACAGCAAAUAGCCAGAGGAAAAUUGAAACUUCAGCUUCCUUUCUGUCCUCAUGUGACUCUAUUUUCAAAAGGAUGCCUGAUAUCUGUUCAAAUGAGGUUUUUUUUACUAUAACGUUUACCAUGAGAUUCGAGGUCAAAAUAUUUUUCAACCAAGGUCAUACCUGGAUGUAAAAUGUUAUUUAAGGCAACAAAAGUAAGUCCCGUUUAAAAAAAUCGUCUUGAUCUCCAAGGUCAUGAUCAAGGUCAAAUUCAAGGUCAUCUCUGAAUAGCCGUAUAAGUUGGGUAAUGCUUCUUUAUCGGGAUACAAAACCACAAUAAUAUAUAUUAUAUAUAUAUAUAUAUAUAUAUAUAUAUAUAUGAAACGAACCACUUUUGAACUUUUCUUAGAAUUAGUCAAGAAAUCAGCGUUCUGAAUUUUAGCCAUGUGCUUUAUUAACAUCCUGUAUAAUCCAUUUUUAGUCGAUACAUACAUACACGAUAUUUUUAAUACAUGUAUGUUUUACUUAAUUUGUAAGCUAUUUGAAUGGUCAGUGAUUGUCAGUAUUUUUUACAUAACACGUUAAUUUUACUGGUCUCGAAUAAAUUAUUUUAUUAUUUAUUUAAAAUUUACAUCUGAUGUAUAGAUAUUUAAGCGAUCCUAUAUAUUGCGUAUAUUGCUUUGUUAAUUUUUGCCAUUAGCUUCUUCGUACACGAAUUUAAGGUGUAGUCUCCCGAUUUCAGUUUCAACUUGUACAUAGACAGAUAAUCAAAAACCUAUGCAUCCGUGGAUCCUAUUUUAUUUUAUCUAUUCAUCCCAACCUACAACUCAUUGAACAAAAAUCUUUAGGUACCAUAUGGGAAACCUGAAUCAAAUUGUUGACUGCCAAACCAUGGCAAUAUUCUGCAUGGUUGGAAGAUAAGCAGUACUGGUGUAAACACAACGAGAACUGUACUGAAUUUACUACUUUCAUUCAAUACAUGGAUAAAGAACAACUGAUUUAUUCUGUUAUGGAUUAACGUAUUCUACCUGAAGAUUGUCAACCUAAUGCUAUAUUCCCUCGUCUGAACAAUUACCCGAGAUGACAUAACAUACCGUCUAUGAAUAUUUGUGACAACUAUCUUUUUCCUUUCUGCAAUAAUUAGAAGACUACUUUGAGAAGGUUAUUCUAUCAUAAAUGGCGCUGUAUCCAACUAAAUAUAAGCAUUUAGUUGCAGCGCCAUAUACGAGACGCCAACCUUUUCAAAUUAUUGCGGAGAGGAGAAAGAUAGCUGUGACAAAUUUUUAUGGGUAUCUCAUUUUAUCUCGGCCAAUUUAUCGGACGCGCGAAUAAAGGUUGGGCAUCUUCAGGUAUAAUACGUUAAUAAAUAAUUCCAACUUCAGACGGCGGCAUAAAUUGCAUCUUCCUUAAAAGUACCAUUCUCAAGUCUUCUUCCACUGGAUGAAUUCCUUCAUCCUACACGUUACAAAGGUGGAGACUACACCUUACUUUGAAAAAAUCUUGCUAGCAAGAAGCUAUACCUAUAUAAUUUGAACUGUAGUAAUGCCAAAUGUAUCAUAUAUAUGUUACGAUGUAGUAAACAAAAAACAUGAUGACUAGAACUUAGGUGUAUUGUGAAUGUACAAAGUGUAGUGCAACUUGAACAAUAUUACUAUAUUAAUACAUAUACUAAGUUUACAACUGGCAUCAGUUUACACCCAACAAUGGUAGCACACAACCAUCAUCUAAGCGACUAAACUUCAAGAGCAUUUUUUCAAAAUGUGUUUAGUCAAAAAAUUAAUAAAAGCAGUCAGAAGGAGUCUCAAUUUGACCGGGUUCUGACUGUAGAAUCGUUCGACGCACGCACGUACAGUGGCUUGUGAAGAGGUCACCUCACCUAUUUUUGAUCGAGUCAAAUUAGCAAGUUGAAAUUCGGAAUGAUGAAAAUGAUUCACAAGUUUUCACGUAAAAUUUGAAAACAUCAAGAUUUUUUCAGAUGGAGGGGCCUAUGAUGCCUAAUUUUGCAGCUCUAUAUCAGUACUUUGAAACCCUAGAGUAUAAAUUUACUAUCUUCCAAAAUAGCGGACUGGCAGACUAUCAAGGAUGCGUGUUACUGUACAUUGGAUCGCUUAUAACUCAACAACUAUCUGUCGCUUAUAACUAACGAUAAACACUCCAAAGUAUGUUAUGUUAAUCAUUUUCUUUCUAUCUGGAUGUACAAUACAUUAUGAGUUGAUCCGUGAGAAAAUGGCCGGUUUUGACAUUUUUUUAAAUAUAAUGUUCCGUACCUUAAUCCAUAUUUGGCUAGAUCAUUUCAAGAGAAAAGGAUUAAUAUUACUUAUAACAUUCUGAAGAUUUUUUAUUGAGUUAUAAAUGUUGCAAUGUACAAAUACGCUAACUUUGACAGCCUCCUAGGCCGUCAUUUUGAAGGAUCGUAAAUUCAUUAUUAUGAGGUACCAUUUAAAAAAACGAUCAAAAUUGACGCCCAGCCGACUUGACAUUUUCAACUGCCACUUUUAGUCUAAAAUAUACUAUAUACAAGUAUAUAUAUAUAUAAAGAGAAAAUGAUCAUGCGGAGAAAGGUAUAUAACGUUAUUUUCCUUCUUUUUGUUAUAUAUAUAUAUUUAUAUGAACCAAUAACAUCACCUCGAAUUUCAAGAGACAUGACCUGUUCAAAAAAUAAAUUCGGGGGGCCUUUUUGAACAGACGCUACACCUAAACGCAAACACCCUAAGGGAAUACUGAACUUUAUUCAAAAAUGUUUAUUAAUUAACAUUAAAACUGCUCUAGAUUGUCGCUUGGUAUAAAUUUUACCGAAAAAUGUACGGAAGUUUUCGAAAAAUCACUUAUUCGUUCGUUUUAGAAAAUUUUCACGAAGCCAACAAAAUAUUUUUGUGAUUUGUUUAGAUAAUAGGGAUAUGGAAUAAUGUACAAAAUUUAUAUAAAUCUUAUAAAUGUAGAAACAAAAAUAUACCUAUUUAAAUAUUUUAAAAAAAUAUAAAACGCCUUCCCUGCCAUUUAUGGGUCUACCAGCGGUUUCUGCAUUUUGCGAAGUGAUAUGUAUAGUUUUCUAAAAAGUGGCCUUUGAGACAAAACUUUGAUUCUUUUAUGAUGUUGAUGCAAUUUCGGAACUCUUUUUCGCUCGGGAAUAGCUGAAAAUGUUUACCAACAAUUUCAGAUAAACUACUCAUGAAAAUGUACAAAAGAUGAUGCUAGGAUUUUUCUUUGAAAUACUGAUUCCUGAUAAUCGGCAGAGGGAUUACGUAAAAAAUCAAUAUUUCAUUAAAAAUCAGUAUAAUAUCAAAUUGUGUACUAAGUAAUUGCUAGCCCAUUCCGCGUCUUCCCGCUGUGAGCGCCACCUACGGAGUAAUGGCUCAACGACCUUUCUGCGUAUUAUGCUGCAACUCACAUUUCACCAGCUUACUUUGUUGGUUGCAGGCUGCCAUGAUAGUGUGUUAGCCUAGGCCAUAGGAGCUAUAAAUGGCCUCCAAUAGUGCUAUCUCUGUAACAGAUGUUACAUUACAUCAGAGCCAAAAUAUAUAGCUCAAAUGUCAUGAUAUUUAGGCAACACGCACAACUUCUAUAAGUGAACAUAAAGUGAAUUACAGUUUCAAUGUGACAUUAAAAAUCGGUAUAAUAUAUGCCACUUUUCAAGUUACGUAAUACGGGCGCGGUUCGAUUUGCAAACUUUUCUGUAAGAUUGACAUAUUUUCUCCAGAUUUCUUUCGAUACAUGAAAUGUAUUCUUUUCCCUGAACAAAGUUUUUGUCUAUUCCCGAGUAUGUUUUUAUUUCUGUUAGUAGAUAUUGUGUUUUGAGACUAGGCUUAAAUGUGUUCAAAAAGAGUAGUAAGUGCCUUCCAAAAAAUGACCACUUAUGUCAUCCAAAAAAAUUAAAGAUUAAGAUGAACUAAAUUUUUUAACAAAAUUAUCGUUUUGAUGUGUUUUAGUAUGGUAUAACCCUGAAUGGCAUGUUCUUUUCAUAUCUAUGUAAAGAUUAACUUUAUUAUACAUUAUACAGCUAAGCGCGAAAACAUGUGAAUUUGGCAAUUUUUAUAGAUCUGUACAGACUGUGGGUUUCACUUGUAACGCCCAAAAUUACUAAGAUUUCCCAAAAUAAAAAAAUCGGGAAUUCAUGUUGAUCACAUUUAGUUAACAGGAAUGCAAAAAAGCAUUUAACAAAUUUCCAAUUAAAAAAAACAUAGCGACCCGACGUCUAAACUGUUGUAACCAUUUGGCACUGGAUUUUUUUAAACGUACAAAUGAAGCUCAAAGUAUAGAUUUUGUAGCGGUAAAAUGAUCACCAAAUCCAAGUUAUCAGCUUUAUUUUAAGGCAACAGUUACACGCAGAAAAAAUUAAAAGUACACUAGUUAUAAUGAAAUAAGUUUCAGAUCCGUCAAAUAUACCACCUAUUAAAAGAUAUUUCCGUUUGAAACACUUCGAGUCGGGAGAAGCGCAUCUAAUAUUUAUGUGUACGUUAAGAAUAAACGAAUGAACUAAUAUAGCCACAGGUAACAUAGUUUUCUACUAACUUUAUAGGUUUGUUGUGGUGCCACAGUGAAACGUCGCAGAUUGGUGUAUUUUUCGUUUUUUCUGUUUGUCGCAAAGUCUCCCUGAUUGUAUACUAUAAAUAUAGUUGAUGUUAGUUGAACUAUAACAUAGCUUAACAGAGUAAAGUUAUGAAUAGCCAGUUUAGUCGAUACGCAGAUUUAUUAUUAUUCCCUGUUCAGAAAUUGUGCUGCUACUAGUAUAACCAGUCAGUUUGAAAAGCGAUGGUAGCCUAGAAAAUAAUCUGAUCUAUUGAGAAAGAAAGUUGAAAUGUAAAAAAAUAUGAGUUUAGAGUCAAUUCUAGAGUUCUAAGGAACUCAGAACCAGUUUCAUUAUGACUAAAAAAGUUGCAGAAGUUUUGAAUAUCCAGCCUCUAAUGCGGGAUCUACUCGCUUGUCGAAUCUCGGUAAGCCAAAAUAAACUGAAAUGUAUCGAUAGGCUCUUACUUCUUAAUGAGUCGACCGUCAAGUCUGUCAGCAUCACGUGCAAGCCACAAUAAAGAGAGACUUAGAAAUAAAUGUGUACGCUUACUAAUCGAUACAGGAGGAUGGUUAUCGUCGUCGAUUUUACAAUCAACUGUCAUAGCAAGUAUCAAAAUCUCCACUGACAGUGUUAGCCGUCAAAAGCCUUUGCCCCACAUCCAGUGACCGGCACAUGAUUAAGACGUUUUAUUUUGCACCAGCUGUGACUCGCGACUACGUGCGCUUGAAACUGUUACUAACGUAUAAUUUUAAAGUAAUGUUAUGAACUAAGGAUCGCGUUUUGUACCUUUGAUGUCAUUAGUAAAUUGACAGCCAACUUGCAUGCUUGGGAAUUUUUUUUACUUGAUUGACGUGGUGACACCUACAUUUUCCGCUGGUAAAACCGCGGGCAGAAAGAACACAGCUGAUGUCAGGUAUAUUUUCUUUCUUAGAAUACAAUGACGUUAUUCGUACUCGCAAACGUGUGGGUGGUAUGCCAAGCGUAUGGAUCCAGCAUGAAUUUAAAAAACAAGAUUAUGCCAUCAAUAUUUCAACUUUGUAGCCUAAUAGUGUAGAUUAUUGCUAGGCUGAUGAAAACCACCAGAUGAAGCGGAUAUGGUCCGUUUUUUCUGAUUUUCUUAAGCCUACCAUUUUUCGUCUGUCAGUCAUCCUCCAUAUUAUGCUCCCAUACCGUGGAGUAAGUUUUCCUGUUAUUUUUGUACGUAUACAUAAUGUAUCUUUAUUUAUUCAUGUCAUUUUUUAUUCCAUAAUGUUAAUGCACAUCAUUAUUUUAUGUCUGUAUGGU
Molecule: messenger RNA, 11591 nt
Organism: Acanthoscelides obtectus
Lineage: Eukaryota; Metazoa; Arthropoda; Insecta; Coleoptera; Chrysomelidae
Source: the annotation of a GenBank genome assembly